This is a messenger RNA of Dermatophagoides pteronyssinus (European house dust mite), 3282 nucleotides long. It is a transcript of the gene Strip, whose product is annotated as striatin interacting protein. The record is from RefSeq and is a predicted model, not a curated record. Gene Ontology annotation, biological process: cytoskeleton organization. Gene Ontology annotation, cellular component: cytosol. Lineage: Eukaryota; Metazoa; Arthropoda; Arachnida; Sarcoptiformes; Pyroglyphidae.
CGAUUGUCAUUUGUUCUUGGUCACAUCACUCUUUUUUUGUUAUGGUUUUAAAAAAAUUUUAAAUAAAAUAUCUAAUCAACAAAACCAAAAAAAACGACCGAUUUCGACCAAUAUAAUGUGUGGAUAUGAAUUGCUCAAGAUCUGCAAACUAAAUAAUUUUCAAUUCUAACAUAAUUUGUGAUAAUUGUAAAAAAUGGCUGACAAUAAUGAAAAUUUUCAUGGCUCAUCAAUGUCCGUCAUAAAUGAUCGUAUUGUUAAUAAUGUACCGCUGUUCGGCUCAUCUAUACCCGGACAAAAUCAUUCCUCUAACAUUGAAUUUGUCUAUACGGAUACUGAUCAACAUUUGAAUGAAAUUGCCGAACUUUAUAGCUAUGGUGAAGAUGUUGAUUUUUUACCAAAUCGAUUCGCAUUUGAAGAGUUAAUGGAAGAUUAUGGUUAUCCAUUAAAAUGGACCCAUAUGUCUGAAGAUCAAAAACAUCGUGCUAUCGAAAGAAUGGCAGAAGGUAUUGAAUUUACUGAUCGUACCAAUAGAAUUCGCGCUAUUCGUGGCUUACUGUAUUUAUGUCAAGGAAAUUUUGGCGAUUGUCUGAUCAUUGAUGAGCAGCCUAAAUAUGCAAGAAAAAAUAUAUUUCAUCUUUAUGAUUAUGGUCUUUUUCCGAUGUUUAUCCAAUUGAUUUAUUAUGAAAUUGAACAUUCUAUGAAAUUAAAUGAAUCAUCGCAACCAGUAACUACAAUUACUUUGACGACAAAUACAGCUUGCCAUGCAAACGUUGCUUUACGAUUAUUAUUCAAUAUUGUCUAUUUAUUUGUACAGGAAAUGUCCAUCGAAUGUAGUGAAAGUGAUACCGAUUACCAUAGAAAAUUACGUGAACAAUUUAAAGAAGAAUUGAUGCAGCCGAUUUGUGGUGAAAUUCUGCCAAUAUCAUUAUUAGAUAUGAUUGUUAAACAUUGUAACGGUCAAGGACCGCCAAAUUUUCAGACGAAGAAAACAUUAUUGUUACUUUGGAAAGUUUUGCUAUUAACAUUGGGUGGACAUGAUGAGUUGCUUCAAUUGAAAAAUCAUUACCGUAAGCGUGCUGGUCUUAAACCUGUGCCGGAUGAUACGUUAGAAGUUACCCGACGAAUGUUUCCAACAUCACCGCCACCUACUGCUAGUGAAAUGGUUGAUUCGCAAAAUCAACGCAAGAUGAAUCGUCCAUUUAAACGACAAACAGUUGUGAAACAAAGUUCAUUUGGUGAUGAAUCAUAUACAGCAUCUACAAAUUUCAAUGGGGAUGAAUCUAAUGCAAAUGGUGAAGAUGACAUUCUUAAUGAUGAUGCUUUUGAACCUCCCAAUGAUAAUGAUGGUAAUUCUAACGAUGCAAACGGAAAUUCUGAUCAGAAAGACCCGAUUUAUGAUUCACCAGCAACACCAAGACCAUCAUCACAGAAUGGCGGUUCACCUCGAUCAUCUAGUCCUGUACCUGAUGGCUUACAUAAUAAUGAUCGGCGUACAGAAUUGAAUAAUCUACGUGCAGCUUUAAUGAUUUCAAAAGGUCUUCCUUGGCAAACAAAAGUGCGGCAAAAAGAUAUUGAACAAUUUUUUAAUCAAGUAAGGCAAAAAUUCCUGAAAUAUAAUCUUCCGGAUGAUUAUACGACAACAGCUGGUUUGCCAUCACCAAUUCUUGAAAGUAUUGAAGUAUUACGAAAGCAUUUAUACAUAUCGUUAAGUGAAAUGCAAAUUAAACGUGAAGAUGAAAUUGCUCGUUAUCCAUUAACAAUGAAAGAAUUGGAUGAUGAAUCAUGUAAUUCAUAUGCUGAACAGCUAUAUCGAACAAUGUUGCCAAAUCUACCACAAUAUCUAAUUGCAUUGUUGAAAUUAUUACUCGGUUCAGUAUCAAACUUGAAAUCAAAAAAUGAUACCCAUAUUGUAUUGGCCGAUAUAAUUCCACCAGAACCACCAAUCAAUACAACACAAUCAAUAAAAAUGAAAAUCGAUGUGAAUAGACAUCUAGAAAUAAUAAUCAAAGCCAUUUCGGGUAUAAUGAUUUUAAUGUUGAAGCAUUACAAAAUUAAUCACAUCUAUCAAUUCGAAUACAUAUGUCAACAAUUGAUGUUUGCCAAUUGUAUACCUUUAAUAAUCAAAUUUUUAUCACAAGAAAUGACAGAAUUUGUACAAUCAAAAAAUAAUAUACCAGUAUUGGAUUUUCCAGCUUGUGUGAUUGGUGAACAGCCAGAGCUUACAUCCGAUACGAUUGAAUUGUUGUCCGAAACGCAACCAUAUAGUUGGCGUAAUAUGUUUUCAUCGAUAAAUCUUCUUCGAAUACUGAAUAAAUUGACUAAAUGGAAAAAUUGUCGUAUUAUAAUGUUGGUCUUAUUUAAAUCAUCACAACCAUUAAAACGAGCAUUACGUGUACGACAUUCAAUGUUUCAGCUUUAUGUAUUAAAAUUGUUAAAAAUACAGGCUAAAUUUUUAGGAAGACAAUGGCGUAAAUCGAACAUGAAAACAAUGUCAGAUAUUUAUGCCAAAGUUAGACAUCGAUUAAAUGAUGAUUGGGCGUUCGCCAAUGAUGUGGAUACCAAGUCCAUCUAUGUACAAACGGAAGAAUUUUUUCUGCAAGCAAAUAUUAAUCGUUUCCAUCAUCGUCGCUAUGAAAAACCAUAUCCGAAUAAUAUAAAUUUAGUAAUAGCAUCACAACAACAAACUUCAUUUUCCCAAACUACGUCUGGUCAUUUUAACGGUGGCGUUAGAUUGAAUGAUUAUAUAUCUAAUGGAUUAAACGGAUCAGUAACAAGUCCAUCGGCUACAGGUAUGGCUAAUACUUUUUUCGAUUCAAACGUAACGACAACGGAAAAUCAAGUAGCUAAUGCACAACAACAAUCCAUAAAUCCAGCGCUUUUAUCGAUUGCCGAAGCUGAUCUUUUACAACCAGUGGACAAUAAUUUACUUUCAGUGCUAAGCAAAGAAAUACGAUUGAGCAAAGAAUUCAAAAAGAAUUAUGAAAUAUGGCUUGAACGUGAAGUAUUUCGAUAUGAAAUUAAUUGGGAUGAAUUAUUGGAUGAUCCAAGUGGUGCAUCGAUUGAUAAAAAUUUUUUAGAUUUUAUUACUGAUAAAUCAGAUAUUAGUACCGUACGGCCACAAAAACAAUCAUCGGAGAUCUUAGUAACUGCAGCCAAAACGAAUGAAUGAUUCAAUUAAAGCUUCACCAACUUUUUACCUAAUCUCCGGCUCGGCUGGUAUCUAUGUUUUUCUUUUUUAAUUUUUUCUAAUUGCAAAAAUGUUCAAAUCAAUUGUCGAUUUUC